Messenger RNA from Chanos chanos (milkfish), 3228 nucleotides. RefSeq names its product meningioma 1a (gene mn1a). Gene Ontology annotation, biological process: regulation of DNA-templated transcription. NCBI's taxonomy places the organism in Eukaryota, Metazoa, Chordata, Actinopteri, Gonorynchiformes, Chanidae. The record is from RefSeq and is a predicted model, not a curated record.
AUGAACUCGAAAUAUAACAGUCCUGGAUUUCAUGUGAAAGCACCAACAUUUGGAGUGGAGCCAGUCUUGGGCCCACUGAAUGAAUCUCCCAUGCAAGGAUUCAACUUCAGCAAAGAGCAGUAUGGUUAUCAACACCACGGCCAUGGGGAUAUGAUCGGCAUGGGAAUACAGCAGCAACAUCAGUUUCAGAUAAACACCUCAUUCAACGGCCAGCAGCCGAACCACGAGCAAUCUCUCCACCCUUACCAGGACAAUGCGCACAGUGUUGCUUCUUGCCUGCACGGGGACAGACACAUGGGUUUCAACAGCAGCAACGCUGGGCACCAGCAUGUUUUCGAGCCGGGCUUCGGGCCGCUUUCCGAGGGCCAGGGGAGGGAAUGCAUUCCCCAGCAGCAGCAGCGGAUCGCCACCAUGCCCGAGUUCCAGCCUCAUGGCCAUCCGAAUGGAAACCACGCCGUGCCAGCCCCGUGUCUCCCCCUGGAUCAGUCACCCAACCGCGCUGCCUCUUUCCACGGCCUCCCGUCCUCCUCCCCUGAAACGCACAGACUGGAACAUUACAGGCUUUUCCCACAGGGGCGGAUGGGCCCCGGGUCGGAGUACUGUUUUCCCUGCGACCCUCUGCCCGGCAACUUCGACAUGUCGGGCUUCUCGGCGCCUGACUCUGCGGCCGAACAAAAACUCUCCCAUUGUGAGAUGGGGAACCAAGUCGUUGGAGGAAAUUUCCCGACUUUUAAUCACAACAGCUCCAGAGCAUCCAUGGUCAGUAACUCUAAAGACGACCAGCAGCUACCUCAGCAGAAUGCAUACUCAGACAGAUUUGGGAAUAGAGGGAAAACGUGUGGGGUUAUGGAGCCAGGGGUCAUUUCCAGGCACCACUUCAUGCUCCAGCAAAGACCGGGGUCCAUUCCCAGGCAGAACCCGGGCUCCCCUGCCCUUCCUCGACUAUACCACGCCCCCGAUUACGGCUCCGGUAACCCCGACAUGCAGAACGGCGGCGUUAUGAUCCAUUCACAGCAUGGCCAUUUAGAUCACCCCGCUCAUAAAUUAAACAACCACAGUAUGCCUCCUUACGGGGAUCACAUGUUCGGCGUGCCGCCGUUAACGCACCAGCACGCCCAUCCUCAACAACACUUUGGCUCCGUCCCUUACUUGAACGCCGCAAAGAGGCCGCGAUUUGAUCUCCCCAACGGCCGCGUCGGAGAGAGCUGCAGCCCCUUAAACAGCAGCUUGCAUAAUCGGCCAAGCCUUGAGAACCAUCUCUCGCCCUCUGGUUACCCCGCUCCCGUGGGGGAGUUCUCGGCUCACGUGACGGAUGGGUUUCCAACGGGACCUCCGCUGCUCAACACGGGCCCUCACCAACCACAGCACGCGCUGCAGCGGCAGCAAAAUGCGGCCAUGAUGAUCAAACAAAUGGCGUCGAGGAACCAGCAGCAGAGAAUGAAACAGCCUGACUUUCAGCAGCUAACCCACCACGGGGACAUUGCCGCCAACGGCAUGGUUCACAGAGGGCCGGUGAGUAACGGCUGUCAGUCAGGCUUUGAGAAGAAGCACGGUUUUCACGGAAACUUUGACACGCAAAGCCCCCACCUACCUCAAGAAAACUCAUGGUUUCCUGAGGCCAACCAGCAAUGCAGGGAGGCCAGCAUUCACUCUGUGGAGCACUCGCAGAAUGGGCAUAGCAUUAUUUUUAGACCAGGCAUCUCACCAAUGGACCUACAGAAACCUGCGGGAGUAUCUCAAGAAGGCUUUGUGAAGUCUUUAAAUUCUCCCGGCGUGCACGCUCAGUUUGACAAUGUUGGCAACCCUCUACAGAUUCAGCCCCCCGGCGACGGCCCGAUGCCGCCGAACGCGCCCGUGGACCGGAGAGUGCCCGAUUUCAACGGCGCCCCAAUGAGGCGGCAACACAAUUUCCCCCCCCGUGGGCCCAGUCAACAGGGAGCACCCCAGAGCAAUCCCGCCGGGUUCAGCACCUCGCCAGAAAACUAUCCCCCCCACCCUGAGUUCCUCUCAAGUCAGCACCUGUCAGUCAAUAAGCUUGGGGCCCUCUCCUUGGGGACUUUGAACAAAGCCAGCACAAAAGACAGUGUGUUUGGCCAGAGCUGUCUGGCUGCUCUUUCCACCGCCUGCCAGAAUAUGAUCGCUAGUCUAGGGGCACCAAACCUCAAUGUGACUUUUAAUAAGAGGAGCCAGAAUGAGGCCAAACGCAAACCAGGUCAGGUGGAGCAGCAGGAUGUAAAUAGCAGUGGCGGUGGUGGGCCCGGCGGCCCUGGGGCAGAGUAUAUCCAGAGCAACGCUUCUCAGAAUAGCCAAACGUCUUGCUCUGGGAAUAGCAACAAUACGUCGGCAGGUCAGGGCGGCAUGAGUCAGAUGGCGAAAGGGGAAGUGAGCACCCUCUCGCCAAACAACAACAACAACAACAACAACAACAGCAACAACAACAUGGACUCUGGGAAUGAGGGGAAAACUGCAACAGGCGGUGGGAGGGGGAGGGGGAAGCGGAGAAGGGACAGUGGACACAUCAGUCCAGGAAACUUCUCUCCCUCUUGCAGCAGCCACCCCGUCGUCAGUCCGAGUCAGCAAGGCUGUGCUAGCGUCGAGGGGAGUAACAAAACCCCCGACAGGUCGCUUCUCUCCCCCUCUUUUGGAAAGCCUGACCUUACAACCUCUAUAGACAGUGGGAUUCAAAGCGUAGGCAAAUCUGACGGUGUCUCCCCCUGUGUGGAUUAUCUAGAUGAGGCCAGCCCUAACUACAGUAGCGAAGACGCCAGAAACUCCAGAAGCAACGCAAAAUGCAAAUCCGACAACAGGGCCGGGUAUUCAGACGCAUCGUGUGUGGAGCACGUGUGUACGCCGUUAACCAGCUCUGGCCAGGAUGAGGUGCAUCCCCUGGAGAUCCUACAGGCACAGAUCCAGCUGCAGAGGCAGCAGUUCAGCAUCUCGGAGGACCAGCCGCUGGGAGGGAGGAGUAGCAAAAAGGCUGACUUCCAGGCUGGACAAAAUGGAGAAUGUGCCCUGGCAAACCACAGCCCAGACGCAGGCAAGAGCUCUAUGAAUACAAUUGACCUUGACUCCCUCUUGACGGAGCAACAUGCCACCUGGUAUGCCCCUGGCAACAAGACUCUGAUAGAGGAACCUGGGAACGACAAGUGCAUGGCAUUCUGGGAUAGAGCAAGGGGCCAGAAUGACAACAAAGAAGGUAAACUCAAUCGACUUGCAGUGAGAGCAUGA